Molecule: messenger RNA, 2559 nt
Organism: Cynara cardunculus var. scolymus (artichoke)
Lineage: Eukaryota; Viridiplantae; Streptophyta; Magnoliopsida; Asterales; Asteraceae
Exons: 3
Coding region: 1-2559 (852 amino acids)
Molecular function (GO): nucleic acid binding; zinc ion binding
Source: RefSeq, a predicted model, not a curated record
AUGUUGGGUGACAGAUUUAAGGAGAACGAAGAUGGAGAGGAGGAAAGUGUUCGACACGAGAACACUCAAGCCACUGGAAAGGUGGAAGUAUCUGUUCAAGAUAAGGCGGAGUCGCCCACCAACGAGAAAACUGAAUUGACAAGGAAGGAGAAGGGAUGCAGUUUUAAAACAUUCAAAGGCACCGGGCCAAAGGAAUUUAAGGGAAAAGAGGGCCCAGUUGGCUUGAUGAACUGGAUAACCAAGAUGCAGAGUAGCUUCAAAAUUUGUAGAUGUGCGGAAGAUCAAAAAGUGACUUAUGCUGCUACAACCUUUGUAGACUAUGCAUUGCAUUGGUGGGAGACUGAGUGUGCAAUCAGAGGUGAUGAGGGCAUUGUUGCCAUGACUUGGGAGCAAAUGAAAAAGAUGAUUAUGGAUAAAUACUGCACACAAUCGGAAGUGAACAAGCUAGAAUCAGAAUUUCUGAGGUUAAAGCAAGGCUCGAUGUCGGUUCAAGAAUAUGUUAAUGACUUUCUAGAAAAAGCAAGAUUCGCCAGUUACCAGGUGACUACCGAGGAGAGGAAGAUAGGUCAUUUCAAAGACGGCUUAAGAAUUGAAAUCAAACGGUACGUAGACAUGACUAAGCCGACCACUUUUGUUCAAGCAGUAGAGAUGGYGAAGGUAGCAGAGGAGAACAACGCUAGGGAAAACUAUGAUAGAAGGGAUGCAAAGAGAAGAUGGGAAGGGCCGAACAAGUCCGACAAGAAACCAAAAUGGACUCCGACUAUGGCAAAAACACGAAGCGAGGGAUUCGCUAUUCCCCAAUGCAACAAAUGCAACAAGAGACAUAAGGGAGAGUGCAGAGCGGGGAGCCUGACGUGCUACAAAUGUGACAAAGCUGGGCACACCGCGGGAGAGUGCAGAGCAGGGAGCCUGACGUGCUACAAAUGUGACAAACCUGGGCACACCGCGCAAGAGUGCCCAGAAGGAAAAACUUGUUACGAAUGUGGGGCUACAGGACAUAUACGAACUGACUGUCCAAAAUGUCGGAAUGGUGUGACACCCCACAUGAAGACAGUGAAUAACAGAUUUGGAAAGAGAUCGGAAAAUAGGAAGGAGCUAUCUAAGGGUCACGGCCGAGCUUACACCAUGACUUUAGAGGAGGCCAAGGAAACACCCGACGUCGUAUCUGGUAUGUUCCCUAUCAACAAUGUGUAUGCACAUGUAUUAUUUGAUUCGGGUGCAAAUGGUAGUUUUGUGUCUACCACCUUCUGCCACUAUCUAAAUAGGAGUGCCUAUAGGCUAGACAAAACCUACACUGUAGAAACAGCCGACGGUAGUCAGUGUAAGGUAGACGAAGUAUUUGAUAAAUGCACAAUUGUUAUAAAUGGGAAGGAUUUCCCUGUUAGGCUUAUGCCAUUGUGCUUAGGAGGUUUUGACGUGGUCUUGGGGAUGGAUUGGCUGUCCACCAAUCAUGCGCAAAUAGUAUGCAAUAAGAAUAUGAUCAAGAUUYAGACYYHRGAARGAGAAACAAUUCAUGUUUACGGUGAUCGAAAGAAGUGUUGCGUAGGGUUGAUCAAUGCAAUUAAGGCGAAUAGGUGUCUGCGGAAGGGAUGUGUGGCCUACUUGGCAUACACCAUCGACGCCAAGCUCGAAAAGAAGACAAUACAUGACGUUCCAGUGGUGAGGGAUUACCCAGAAGUAUUCCCGGAUGAAUUAUCGGGGAUACCACCGGAGCGUCAGGUAGAGUUCCGAAUCGAUUUGGUACCAGGUGCGGUACCAAUCGCAAGGGCGCCUUAUCGUUUGGCCCUAACAGAAAUGCAAGAGCUGAUGAAGCAAUUGCAAGAACUCUUAGAUAAAGGAUAUCCACUGCCGAGGAUCGACGACCUUUUCGAUCAGUUGCAAGGAGCUAACUGUUUCUCGAAAAUCGAUUUGACGUCAGGUUACCAUCAGUUGAAGGUUCGAGAAGAGGACGUGUCGAAGACCGCUUUUAGGACACGUUACGGACACUACGAAUUUGUGGUAAUGCUGUUUGGAUUAACAAACGCACCUGCGGCAUUCAUGGACUUGAUGAAUCGAGUUUAUGGACCGUAUUUGGACCAAUUUGUCAUAGUCUUUAUAGACGAUAUUUUGAUCUAUUUAAAGAAUGAGAAGGAGCAUGAACAACAUUUAAGGUUGAUUCUUGAAUUACUAGCAAAGGAGCAAUUGUACGCCAAGUUCUCAAAAUACGAGUUUUGGUUGCAUGAGGUACAAUUUCUCGGUCACGUAGUCAACACGGAAGGGAUCAAGGUGGAUCUCGCUAAGAUUGAUGCAGUGAUGAACUGGGAAUCACUAAAGUCAGUAUCGGAGAUCCGAAGUAAGGCAAAUGUAGUUGCCGAUGCACUUAGUAGGAAGGAGAUAAACGGACCAAUCAGAAUUCGAGCCAUGUGGAUGAGUGUUAAAGUGGAGCUUCUAGACCGAAUACAGGAUGUUCAAAGGGGAGCUUUACUCGAAACGAAUAUCAAAAAGGAGAGAAUGAUUGGACAAAUUAAGACUUUGACAGCUGGACCAGAUGGAAUAUAUAGACAUGGGAAUCGGGUUUAG